GGCACUGAGUCACAGGUACGACAGCGGGCUCUGAGUCAAUUGGCACGACAGUUAGCGGGCACCGGAUCAGGUACCGGAUCAUUCUGGAUCAACAGCGGGCAUCGAGUUCAACUGGCUCUAAUAGGAUCGUCAGGCUGGAUCAGUUUCACCAUGCUGGGUAGAGGAUGCAUCAGGCUGGAUGCCGGCGUCCGGCUGAGUAGAGGCUUCAUGCUGAGUACAGGCAUCAGGCUGAGUCAAGGCAUCAGGCUGAGUAGAGGAUUCAGCUGAGUAGAGGAAUUCAGGCUGAGUAGAGGCUUCAGGGCUGAGU
This is a messenger RNA of Staurois parvus, 307 nucleotides long. Lineage: Eukaryota; Metazoa; Chordata; Amphibia; Anura; Ranidae. The record is from the annotation of a GenBank genome assembly.